Caenorhabditis remanei is the source of this 3330-nucleotide messenger RNA. RefSeq lists its product as uncharacterized. The transcript is spliced from 15 exons. Gene Ontology annotation, molecular function: peptide receptor activity; ATP binding; guanylate cyclase activity. The record is from RefSeq and is a predicted model, not a curated record. Bases 1 to 3330 code for a protein of 1109 amino acids. Gene Ontology annotation, biological process: cGMP biosynthetic process; protein phosphorylation; intracellular signal transduction. NCBI's taxonomy places the organism in Eukaryota, Metazoa, Nematoda, Chromadorea, Rhabditida, Rhabditidae.
AUGCUGAAAUUGUCUGUUUUUAUUCUACUUCUCUUUGAUGUUUCUAUUCGUUUUUCGAAUUCCGUCGAAGAAGUUCCGGAAUUGAAAGAAAAUGGAGAGAAAUCAUCGUAUACUCAAUUCGAUUCUGGAACGAAAUUAGAAGUGAAUCGAGAACACAAAAGAGUUAUCAAAAUUGGACACAUCGGAGCAACUGGAGUGAUGCCAAACGAUGCGAGAAUUCUGAAUAUCAGUAAGGAAAGUCUGAUUGAAGAAGGACUUGUUGGAGAUGAUAUUGAGUUUGAGAUAGUAUCAAGACAGGCUUGCAGUGAGAGUUUUGAGGGAGUUGCAGUUGCUGCAGAACUGUAUCAUGUACAUCAGGUCAGAGCCUUUAUUGGACCGUACUGUGCAGCAGAAUUGGAAGCCGUCACCAAAAUGGCGACGUUCUGGAAUAUUCCAAUCAUUUCAUAUUCAAACAGAAGUGUGUACAAAACGUUGGCAAGAGUUUCUUCGAAGAAUACAAAUUCAAUUGCUGAGGCGACAAUUGCUCUACUUCAGCAUUAUAAAUGGUUGAAGGUGGCAAUUGCCACGAAUACAGGAAGUACUGCAUUCGAAAGAGUUUCUAUAUUCGAGGAGAUAAUGCAUCGAGUUGGAAUAACUGUUGUAAAGAAAAUAAUGUUUGACGAGAAUACUGAUGCGAAUGAAAUGGUUAAUUCUGGAAUGCUUGGUGAUCUGGCUAGUAAUGCAAGAAUUGUCCUUUGUCUGUUUUCAUCUACAAAAGAACUCUCAAAAGAAUUCAUGCAGGCCACUUACACUUUGGGAAUGAAUAAUGCUGAGUAUGCAUAUAUAAUUCCAUGGCUUCAAAGUGGAACAAAAGAUUCGACUCCGUGGAUUGGAGCAGAUGGAGAAAUGCUUCAGAGAGUUAAAGAUCACUAUGCGAAUGCUAUAAUUGUGGAUGAUGUCAAUGGAUUUGACGAUACUAUUGUCAGUUCAUUUGUCGAGAAAAUCGAGAAACAUGGACUUCAGAAAAAUGAUAUUGAUACGUCAAAUAUAAACGGAUAUCUUCACCUUUUUGAUUCUCUGAAACUGUAUGCGCUGGCAAUUCGGAAAGUUUUGAAUGAAACUGGAAAUGAAGCAUUUGUGACCAAUGGACAGUACAUCUGGAAUCGAAUGAGACGAAUGAGUUUUGAAGGUGUUGUGAGUCGUGCCAGUUCAGAAGAAAACAAAGAUGCUGGAGCAAUUGGUACUGUAUUAAUGGAUGACGUGGCCGAUCGUGCUCCUAUUUUCUCAGCAUUUUUCAUAUCUCCAAAUCGAGAUAAAGUGAUGAAAAUGGUGAAUAUGGAGAGUGAGUUGAUUGGAAAUUGUGAUGGAUUGAAGAACAAAAGUGGAUGUUUCCAACUUAAAAUCAAUGAUGUAAUAUCUGGUUUCUGGCCGAGUGAAGAUGGUUUAAUGCCUUUGGAUGAACCUGUUUGUGGAUAUCGUGGACAAAGAUGCAGUUAUCUUUUGGAAAUCAGUGUCGGAUCUCUGAUUAUUCUUUUGAUAAUCAUAUCUGUGAUAUUCUUUUUCCUCUUCCGAUACUGUGAAAACCGACAAUUGGAGAAAAUGCCUUGGCGUAUUUUCCAUAACGAUUUACAAUUUAUUGACGAAGAACAAGUCCGUUCAAUGAUGUCAGUUGGAUCAGUUACAACUAAGUUGAGUAAUAUGAAAACUGGACAAAAACAACACGCAAUUAUUGGAGUGAAUACUCAUACAACUUAUCAUAAAUAUCCACAAAGAAGGCCAAUUAAAUUUGUGAAAGAGGACAUGCAGUUGCUGACUCAGAUGAAACAAGCUGUUCAUGACAAUUUGAAUCCAUUCUUGGGAGUUGCUUUCAAUGAAAAAGAAGAGAUGCUUGUACUUUGGAAGUUCUGUAGCAGAGGAACAAUUCAAGAUAUCAUUUAUAAUAUGAACGUAGUUCUUGAUGAGAAGUUCCAUGGUGCAUUCGUCAGAGAUAUCACUUUGGGUCUCGAAUAUCUUCAUGCUUCACCAAUUGGAUAUCAUGGAUCACUCACUCCAUGGUGUUGCCUUAUUGAUAGAAAUUGGAUGGUCAAGUUGUCGGAUUACGGUAUUGCAAAUCCAUUGGAACGUUGGGAAAAACAAGGAGCAAUUAAUAUUACUGCAGUAAAGGAUUCAGAUGACAAAAGUCAAGCUUCUCAGACGACUUCAAUUCUCUACAUGGCUCCUGAACUUCUGAAGAAUCGAGAGACAAAUAAAAGAAGAGGAAUGGAUCAAUCAUGGGUGAAACAGUCAAUGGCAAGAAGACAAGCUGGAGAUAUUUAUUCAUUUGGAAUGGUCAUGUAUGAGAUUUUAUUCAGAAGUUUACCAUUCCGAGACAAUGUUAAUAUCAACGAACUGAUCGAUUAUUUGGCCGACGGAUCGAAGCAAGUGACGCCUGAAAUUCAAAAUCAAAUGGGUCUCCAUCCAGAUUUAAAUGCUCUUCUCAGAGAUUGUUGGAGCGAUAAUCCGGAGAUCCGCCCAUCGAUUCGAAGAGUUAGACUAAACACCGAAAUGGUUUUGAAAACAAAAGGAAGUUUGGUUGAUCAAAUGAUGAAAAUGAUGGAGCAAUACGCGAAUAAUUUGGAGAAAUUAGUUGCGGAGAGAACUGGAAUGUUGGAAGAAGCGAAUGUUCGUGCUGAUCAAUUAUUGACUCAACUUCUUCCUGCAUACGUGGCAAAUGAGCUAAAAAUGGGAAGAUCUGUUCCACCAAAACUCUACACAUCCGCUACUAUUCUCUUCUCGGAUAUCGUUGGUUUCACUACAAUUUGUUCAGGAUCAAGUCCCAUUGAAGUGGUUACAAUGCUCAACGGAUUAUACACAGGAUUCGAUGAAUGUAUUACUCGAAACAAGAGUUACAAAGUGGAGACUAUUGGUGACGCCUACAUGGUUGUAUCUGGAAUUCCAGAAGAAAACGGAAACGAGCACUCGAAGAAUAUUGCCAAUACUGCAUUGGACAUGCGUCAGUACUUGACUGGAUAUCAAAUUCCACAUCGUCAAUCUCAUCGUGUUCGUUGUCGUUGGGGAUUCCAUACUGGGUCAGUUGCUGCUGGAGUUGUUGGAUUGACAUCACCUCGUUAUUGUCUAUUCGGUGAUACUGUAAACGUGGCAUCUCGAAUGGAAUCAACUGGAACACCCGGAAUGAUUCAAAUGAGUGAAGAUGCUCACAGUCAUAUUCGUUCAUAUCAUCCCGUUUUCUCAUGCACAAAACGUGGAGAAGUUCAAGUCAAAGGAAAGGGAACAUGCAGUACUUUCUGGUUGGAGGAUCGUGUUGGCGAUAAAUCGACUACAAACUACAUUAACAACGCUGAAGGCGUUUAA